This is a messenger RNA of Cydia splendana, 1347 nucleotides long. RefSeq names its product venom protease-like. The record is from RefSeq and is a predicted model, not a curated record. The transcript is spliced from 9 exons. Lineage: Eukaryota; Metazoa; Arthropoda; Insecta; Lepidoptera; Tortricidae. Gene Ontology annotation, biological process: proteolysis. Bases 92 to 1318 code for a protein of 408 amino acids. Gene Ontology annotation, molecular function: serine-type endopeptidase activity.
UCGCAAGUUGUUAUGAAAAGGAACAAAAGGCAGUAUUGUGUGUGUUAUGUGUGUAUGUGUUAAUGUAAGGUUACAUUGAAUAGAUAUAGAAAUGAUUAUUUUUAAAGUGCUGUUAAUUUUGGCACUCGGUCGAAAUGCUCUGAGCCAAAAAAAUGUGGGCGAUCAGUGUGUGGACCAAUACACUAACACGGUUGGGCGGUGCGCGUCGGCGCAACAAUGCGAAUCUGCCAGACAAGACUUUCAACUUAACGGCAUAAGGCCUACAUUCUGCUCGCAAUCGUUCGACAGCGCCGUAGUGUGCUGCAGAGAUGGCAACAACAUAUUCCAAACGGCGCCGCCGCAAGUGGUGCAGAAGAAUGGAGACAGUCCUGUUUGGGGCACAGCUGAUGCCAGCAGUAACGGGCAAACAGAUAAAAGACGAGUCAGUCAGAGAAAGUGUGAAGAAUACAGCAAGUCCGUGGUCCAGACCUUCAGUUUCCUGCCCCUAGUCCCGGACCCAGAGACGGUCUCCAUAUCCGCGCCAAAAUGCGACUACGGCAAAGUAGAGCUGAUUGUCGGCGGAGAGAACGCUCAGCUCGGGGAAUUCCCGCAUAUGGCAGCUAUAGGCUGGGUGAACUUCGAGGACUCGUACUCCUUCAACUGCGGCGGCAGUCUCAUUAGUCCCCGCUGGGUGCUCACUGCUGGCCACUGCACUAGGGACCCUCGGGCUAGAGACCCUAACCCGGCCAUAGUCAGGCUGGGGGAUCAGAAUAUUGACCCUAGCGUGCAAGAUGGAGCUACUCCUGUGGAGGUCCCCAUAAAACGAAUCGUGAAGCAACCCGAAUACAAGCCACCCCGGCGCUACAACGACAUCGCUCUGCUCGAACUGGCUACCGACGUGGAUUUCAGCAACACAAUACGCCCGGCGUGUCUCUGGCAGAGAAACGAUUUUGACAGCUAUACCAAGGCAGUGGCUACUGGCUGGGGGGUUAUAGAUGUCAAUACAAAGGAGACAUCAAAGGAGCUCCAAAAGGUGUCCAUUUCACUGCUGGACAACGCAUACUGUGACCAGCUGCUAGCCAGCUCGAGGAACAGAAACUGGCAAGGAUUCUCUCCCUCGCAAAUGUGUGCGGGAGAGCUGCGCGGAGGGAGGGAUACGUGUCAGGGCGACUCAGGAGCCCCACUGCAGGUGGCGUCCCGUGACAACCAGUGCAUAUUCCACGUGGUGGGCGUGACGUCAUUCGGCGCACAAUGCGCGCGCAGCGGCCGCCCUGCCAUCUACACGCGCGUCGCCAGCUAUCUGGACUGGAUCGAGAGCGUCGUCUGGCCUAAUCAGUAGCGAAAUAAACUUUUUUUUUUAAUUUAUUA